CUUUACAUUUUGUAAUAAAUUGAAACAUUUUACAGCUGCUACAUAAAAUUUAUUGAUCGUAAUAAAUGUGGACUGUAUUGUUAGUUACCAGCCAUGCUGAAGAACGAUAACCUACGGCUUAUAUCUUUAGCACUCUGUUUGUUUUAUACGAACGCUGUAUUCGCUUCAAGUAUAAAACCAGAUAUUCUAGAGAGUUUGGAUCAAAUUCGUGGUUUGGAUUUAUCUGAAAAGGACAAGCGUAGAUAUCAUAUAUGGGAACAAGGAAUGGUUCCUUAUUAUAUAGACGACUUUUCUUUUGACAAAGUUCUACGGGAUAGAAUACGGUUUUACUUAGACCAGUUAAAUAAGGCGACUGGUUUGCACUUCAUGGAGAUUCCGCAGCCACCCGAAGAUUAUAAACAGCGUUGGGUCUUCUUCCUUAACAGGAAAAGUCAGCUGGGAUGUGAUGAUGUUUCUUAUAACAAUUAUACCAAUAAAGGAGUGCAGAGGGUAGUUUUGGGAUACGACUGUCUUACGCCCGAAGAUUUGGAUGAGAUAAUCCUCUCUUUAGUAGGAGUUCCACCUCAGCACAAUGCACCAGAUCGUGAUGACUAUGUCACCGUAAAUUGGGAUAAUAUUUUGCCAGAUAAACAUUAUUUGUUUGAGAAAUUGAAAACCGAUGAAUGGGCCUUUGGUAAAUUAAAAUAUGAUUUUUCGAGUGCUGGCCAUUAUCGCACACAUAAAUAUACUUCAAAUGGAGGUGAAACGAUUACACCAAAGAAUUUAGAACACUAUAUGGAAGGAAGAAAAGGCCUGAGUUCCAUAGACAUUAAGAAAAUAAGAAUGUUUUAUAAUAAUAUUUCUUUUAAAGCCAAAAAACCUAUGCAAGUACCAGAAUGUAGCAAAUUAUUUGUACCUGGAAAAAAUUUCAGUAAAUAUAUUACUCCUAAAGUAAGUGUAAGCUCAGAAAAACCAGAAAUAAUAUGUGAUUCAGAAAAUGCAAGCAAUCAUGACUGUCAUAAAAAUAAAGAUAAGAAGGAUGUUGGGGAUGACGACAACGAAGAUGUCAAUAAUGAUAGAGAAAAAAAUAAUACAGAUAUUAAAGAUGAAAAAAAUGAUAACAAGUCUGGUGAAAAUAAUGACAAGCAAGAUAGCAAAGUAAAAAUCGAGUCUACAGAGGAAAAAAAAAUACUAAGUAAAGAUGAAAAAUUACCAAAUAGUAAAGAAAAAGCUCUUUUGUUACUAAAAUAUCACGAGGUUGAAAAAAUUAAAUCUCCAAAUAUUAAAAAAAAACAAGUAGAAGUUACCAAAUCCAAAUAUAAAGCUAUUAAAAACCUUCAAAAUUCACAAACAACGGAAAUAAAAUCAGAUGAAGAUGAAAAUACUAAGUAUCCUAAAAAACUGAAAGGAGAAACUGGAGAGAACAAAUCCGUAAAUAGCGAAGAAAAACAUUUCUUGCUCGCAAAGUACCAAAGUAUUAAAAAUAAUAAGUAUGCAAAAAUCACCAAGUAUUCUAAAAAAAUUAAAGGGGAAACUGAUGAUAAUAAAUCGGUAAAUAGCGAAGAAAAAACAUUGUUGCUCGCAAAGCACCAAAGUAUUAAAAAUGAUAAAUAUGCAAAAAACACCAAGUAUUCUAAAAAAAUUAAAGGGGAAAAUGAUGAUAAUAAAUCGGUAAAUAGCGAAGAAAAAAAUUUCUUGCUCGCAAAGUACCAAAGUAUUAAAAAGAAUAAAUAUGCAAAAAACACCAAGUAUUCUAAAAAAAUUAAAGGGGAAACUGAUGAUAAUAAAUCGGUAAAUAGCGAAGAAAAAAAUUUCUUGCUCGCAAAGUACCAAAGUAUUAAAAAGAAUAAAUAUGCAGAAAACACUAAGUAUUCUCAAAAAAUCAAAGGGGAAACUGACAACAGCAAAUCGUUAGACAGCGAAGAAAAACAUUUUUUGUCCCAAAAAAAUUACAAGUUUGGGAAAAGUAGACUUUCAAAAACUCCAAACGCACAUAAAGACAAAAAAUCUCAAAAUAAUAAUAAGAAAAAACGAGUUUUAUUAAAAGGUAAUUCUAAUAAAUUGCCACGUAAAAUUUUGGGGAAAUCCGAUUAUGAAACUGGAGAGGAAAAUGUUAAUUUUCAUUUUAAAUAAAAUAAUAUUUGUUAUUUAAAAA
Molecule: messenger RNA, 2134 nt
Organism: Danaus plexippus (monarch butterfly)
Lineage: Eukaryota; Metazoa; Arthropoda; Insecta; Lepidoptera; Nymphalidae
Product: protein PF3D7_1417600-like
Exons: 6
Coding region: 94-2112 (672 amino acids)
Biological process (GO): proteolysis
Molecular function (GO): zinc ion binding; metalloendopeptidase activity
Source: RefSeq, a predicted model, not a curated record